Giardia duodenalis is the source of this 4200-nucleotide messenger RNA. Its product is annotated as Ankyrin repeat protein 1. Gene Ontology annotation, molecular function: protein binding. The transcript has a single exon. NCBI's taxonomy places the organism in Eukaryota, Fornicata, Diplomonadida, Hexamitidae. Bases 1 to 4200 code for a protein of 1399 amino acids. The record is from RefSeq and is a predicted model, not a curated record.
AUGAAGCAAACCCCAAGCAUUGCUGAGUCCGCUCUUUCACUGACAAAGUCAGAGCUAGUGUCCUCAACGCACAGGGCUCUUCCGGUGUUUAAAUUAACUGAGAAACACACAUCUCCUCCAGCGAUUGCUCUGUUUCAGGCCAAAAAUGCUCAAGGGAAGCUUUUCGGGUGCACUGGAGCUAGUAUGAAAGAAAGUGAUGAGCCAUGUUUUGUUUAUACCGUCUUUCUAAGUGGUUUUUCCAAGCCUGUAAUUGCAGAUACAGUACGAACCAUUGAAGCACUUGCACGCUUGGAUGGUUACAAUUUUCUAAAGAUAUAUGGAAUACACAGAGAUGAGGAGACCAAUUCUCUGUUAAUUACGACCGAGUGUCCCCCGACAAUCACACUCCAAGCCAUCCUUCAAGAUGGCGUGAUAACGAGACGAGCAAUGACUGAGCAGGAGUUGCUUCCAUUGUAUUUGCAAUACCUACAUAUUGCCGAGUACCUUUCAGAGCAAAAGUCUCUUCCUUCAGCGUUAAUGCCAUAUCUAAUAGACCCAAAAGUGACUUUGUUCAAGACUCGCGAGCUUAUCAAAAUACACACCGUCGAAGCAUACCUAGCGUACCUGUCUUCGACUCUCGAAUGCCUCGCAGAUAGUACCGGUUUUUCUGAACUAACUCCCGUUUUUAAUGAACUAUCUUUAAGCAGAGGUCCCUCCAUAGGACCUGGGCUUCGUGCAACAUCAACUAUCUACGGAGGAAAUUCUUCUGCUCGGUCGGACUCCGUCAACUCACUAUUGACCACAAGCUCCCUGAAUCGCACUAACCUAUCUUUAUCUACCACAAACCUUGCAGGGUCAUAUUGCUCGCUUGGGUCUUUGGUUUCUUCGCACCGCUCACUUUCUAGGGCAGCGUCUACUGUGUCUAACAAUAAAGCUGUUCAGGCACGAAAGGCUGCAGAAGAGGCUCUUCUCCAACUUAUCAAUCAGCUUAUGAUUAUGAUUAUUGUCGUGCCCCAGCUUCCCUUCCAGCUGUCUUGCGAGAAGAAUCCAGAUAUUGCGCUCAGCAUUAUCCGUGGAUCUCUUUCGAGCAACUUUCGUCAAGUUUUAAGGCCUCAACAGAUUCUGGAGGAGAUUGCUGGAAGAACAGUCACCAGCAGCUUAUUAUCAUGUUCUUCAAUUGACACAGAUUGUUGCGAGAAAGUUGGCUAUGCGGGUACACUAAUUCUUAAUAGCUUGAAUUCUACCGUAUGUGUGGCAGUUCAACCAUGCGGUAUUGUCGUUGAAGGGUCAAGAAGCACUACUUAUAGCGAGGAUAGUGAGGACAGCGAAGAUAGCACAAAGAAGAAAUGGCCCACGAUAAAUGAGGCUGUUCUAAAAUAUUUCCCCGACAGAUUUCCAUGGAUUUCCACAAUGCUCGUCAUGGAGCCUCUCCGAACUGUUGAAAACUUUCUUCGAACUACGUUUUAUCCUGAUGGUAUGGGAGUCACCUCGCUAAUGAAAGCAGCCAUAAGUAACGAUGUUCUGCUAGCUCAAGACUACAUUUACCAAUCAGGUAUACGCGAUUCUGCAGGAAAUAGUGCUCUAAUGUAUUGUGCCCGAACUGGCGCGGCUGAUGUGGCGAAGCUUCUACUAAAGUCGGAGGCUGGCCUACGGAAUAAAAAGAAAGAAACGGCGUUGCUAAUAGCUGUAGAGCAUUCUAACCUAGAGAUAGUGCGUUUGCUUGCAAGUUUAGAGCUAGGCUUGCGGGAAUUAGGAAGCCGAAGCCCCCUCAUGAUCGCGCUUCAAAAUCAGAACAUCGACAUUUUGCGGAUUUUGCUCAGCGCAAGCCACGCGCAAGGAAUUGUAGCGCAGCUCACAACAAAUGAGGCAACAAACACAACGUAUCUUAUGCGUGCCGUAGAAAUGGGGGAUAUCGAGCUAAUACGGACGCUGAUUCCUUACAUGGCUAAGAAGAUGAAUAAUAAUGGGAUGACGGCUCUUAUGUUGGCUUGUGAAAGAGGGCGCACAGAAGAGGGACUCGAGCUAGUCAGUGUUGAAGCAGGAAUCAGAGGACCUGAUGGGAUGACAGCUUUAAUGUACGCAUCUAUGAAUAACAAUAAGACGUUGGUGAAGGCUCUUGCCGAGAUGGAGGCAGGCAUGGAAACAGAUUCUGAAGAGUUUGCGUUGCAUUUAGCAUUUACUUCCAGAGCUGAAGACUCUAUCAGUGUUCUACUGAGCUAUGAAAAGGACCUUUUAAAGAAGUGCAAGUUCACACCUUUGAUGAAGGCAGUUGCCUGUUAUAACAUCAAUUCUUUCAAAGUGAUGCAAAAGAGUUUUGCGGGGAAAACAGACUCGUUUGGUUACACCGCUCUUAUGUUUGCGUGUAUCUUCAAUCGCAAAGAUGCUGUGGAAGCUCUAUUGCCCGAGGAAGGAGAUCUCGUGCUAGCCAACGGAACCACCCCAUUUAUUCUUGCACUACGGCAUGGAAGCACAGACGCAAUCAAUACAAUCAUUAACUAUUACGAGGAGAUUCUACCUAAGCAGGACAUUCACUCUAACAGUGCAUCUAUGAAGGGCGUUCUAGCAAGCUUCAUUAGCAAUAAUAGUUUGACUGAUCCGUCCAGUAGUUCACACACAAUGACAAGCCCACAGAUUCCUGGUAAGAAUUCCCCUAUUCGUGAAUCUUCACAGUCAUUAGCCGGUACGCCAUUUUCAUUGUCUAGAUCAACCCCGACUCUUCCUGGAGCUAAAUGCACCCUUGAUUCGGAGACUCUUCAGUCGCCUGGAUCGGUGAACAAGGGCGAUGUCAAGAGAGCCACAGCACAAUAUCUACUCAGCCCCAAUAUAAUGAAAAUUUGGAACACGGCUAUCUCUGCUCCUGGACCGGACGCAUUAUUUCAAGCGGUGGCUAAUAACGACAUUGAUGCUGUUUUUUCGUUAAGGAAAACACACGCCAAACGCCGUGACGAUAAGGGGUGCACAGCACUUAUGCUUGCGCUCCGCAAAAGCUACUACGACAUUGCAAUGAUCCUGGCACGGCAUGAACACGGAGUCCAGGAUUCUCUCCAGAAGACCGCUCUUAUGUACUGCAUUGACCGCCAGUCACUGCGUCUCAUUGAUGUCCUCGGACCUUAUGAGAAGGGCCUUGCCGACUUCAAAGGAAAGACUGCCCUCUAUCAUGCAUAUGAGAACAAGAACCUAAAUGUUAUGGAAAGGCUCUGUAAGUACGAAGCUGACCUACCAAUACCUAUUCUCGAGGGAUCUGCAACAGGUAGAACCCUCUUGAUGUUGGCUGCACGGGAAGGAGACUGUGCGAGAUUAAAGAUUCUGAUACCGUACCAGGCCGGAAGACGCGAUAGUAUGAGCUGGUGCGCUUCACGCUACGCCAUAGAGAUGGGUCGAGUUGCGUGCUUGAAGCUGCUUAUCACACAUGAAAAGUGCCUGUUGGAGGAAGAUGGUUUUACGCAGCUGAUGAUAGCCGUAGCAAUGCGCUCUGCAGAGCCACUGGUGCAAUACAAGGAUAGCAUUCGCCGGCGUACAAAAGAUGGACACACAGCCCUGAUGAUCGCUGUGUAUAGCAAUAACAUCCCAGCAAUCAAGCACUUGAUCGCCAGUGAGAAGGGGAUGCGGAGACCGGACGGUCGAACUGCGCUCAUGAUUGCUGCGGAGAAGGAUAAUGCAGAAGCAUGCCGGCUCCUGGCGCCUCAUGAGUCAGGGAUACGCAUAUCCAGCAAUAUACACCUGAGCAACAAACAAGAGAUCGGAAAGCCAGUAGCGCUGAUGCUGGCAAUCGUCGCGAAAAGCGUACGAUGCCUGAAGUGGCUGGGCGAGUAUGAAAAAAAGAUGACAGAAACCAAGCAGCAGAUGACGUCUCUCAUGAUUGCAGCGCAGGUGGGGCACGUCGAGGCAGUUCAAGUUUUGCGAAGCGCCGAAGCGGGCGAGCAGGACUCUUUAGGCUGGACAGCGCUAAUGCACGCUGCGGCGUGGGAUCAUCCAAACAUAGUCAAGUAUCUCGUCCCCUACGAGCUAGACCUGGUUGAUGAGAAUGACCAAUCGGCUCUCGAUCUUGCAGUGAAGUACGGACAACUGUCGUGCAUAAGGAUCCUAGCUCCAGCUUGUGCCCCACAGUUCGGAGAGACAGCACUACAGAAGCUAGCCGCAGGCUCUACGGCGCCGGCGGCUCUCCGACCUGAAAUCCAAUCUGAGAUAUGUCGCUAUCUUGACCUUGGUAGAGUUAAGUAG